AUGACAAAUCAGGAUUCAAACACCCUCAAAGUCGAGAAAGUCGUCCUGGACGACAUUCCCACACUCACUGAAGUCUGGUUUGCAGCAUUUGCAAGUACCGAACCAGACAUACGACGCGUUUGGCCUGACACGCCUACCGUCCGCAAAUGGUGGACCGACGCAAACCACCAUGAUCUCGUUCACAAACCGUUUCAACACUAUGUAAAAGUCGUCGACCCGGAAACCCGCGACGUUAGGGGUCAACCACGUAUAGCCGCGUUUGCCAAGUGGGAUACUUCGAUGCCCCAGGAGCGGGGUCGACGAUACCCUCCUUGGACUGAGGACCAGCCUGACCAGUUCUGCGACGAGUUCAUUGCCAAGGAAGAGCGAGAGAGACUGCGAGUCAUGGGCGCCGAGAGGCAUUACUACUACCAGCGGCGCGGUGCAGGCUCUUUGCUUAUGGAAUGGGGCUGUAAUCUGGCGGAUAGGGAUGACGUUGCAGCAUAUGUGGAUGCCAGCAAGUCGGGGUCUGCUUUAUAUCAACGCUUUGGGUUUAAUGACAAGAGCCUACCGAAUUCUGGAGAUGUUGCUUCAAUGACUAGGCCGCGAGCGAGUAUCCGUAUUCCGGAACGAGCUCUCUAA
Molecule: messenger RNA, 621 nt
Organism: Fusarium graminearum PH-1
Lineage: Eukaryota; Fungi; Ascomycota; Sordariomycetes; Hypocreales; Nectriaceae
Exons: 2
Coding region: 1-621 (206 amino acids)
Source: RefSeq, a predicted model, not a curated record